AUGGCCACUGCGAUGAAAGUCAUCAUCGCUGGGGGCGGUAUUGCUGGUCUGACCCUCGCGAAUGCCCUCGAGUCAGCGGACAUCGACUAUGUGCUUCUCGAGCGAAGAAACGAGAUUGCACCUCAAGUCGGUGCUUCCAUCGGCAUCCUCUCCAACGGAUGUAGGAUCCUGGACCAGCUUGGCUGCAGAGAGUCUCUUUACGCUUGUGUGAACGGUCAACUCCUUGCCAAAGCUUCGAGUGUCUCGCAACUCAUGAAGGCUAGUGGCUACCCUUUCGCUUUCAGCGACCGACAAAACAUUCUCCAAGUCCUUUACGACAACAUCAAGGACAAAAGCAAGGUCCUACUUUGCAAGAAUCUCACCACGGUUCGCCAACAUUCAAGUGGCGUCACUGUCAUCUGUGAUGAUGGCACUUCUUACAUGGGUGAUAUACUGGCUGGCGCAGAUGGGGUCAACUCGAAGGCCAGAAGCGAGAUGUGGCGGCUAGCAGAUGAAGUCGACCCAGAGCUUGUCAAGAACGACAAGAAAUGCUACAAUGAAAAACGUAGCAUCAUGGCCAUCGUUGGCAAGAAUGACCGAACCUACUACUUUGUCUUUGAGAAGAUGGACAAGACCUACAAGCAUCCAAACAUUCCAAAGUACACCGAAGCCGACAAGAUCGAGUAUGCCGAGCGUCAUGGCGAUAUGAAGGUUACAGACAAAGUUGUGCUACGUGAUCUCCACAAGAACAGUGUUUCCAGCACUCUCGUCGGCUUUGGCGGCAACGCGGCAAUCGAGAGUGCUGCUGCGCUUGCAAACUCGAUCAAGCAGCUGUCAGACAGAUCCAAUGGACAACGUCCGACCCAGGAACAUAUCGUCGCUUGCCUUGAAGACUACCAGAAAAGUCGUGAAGUCAGAGCUGCAGCUGCUAUCGAAGCAUCAAACUUUCUCACUAACGUCCAAGCUCUCGCAACGUGGGGUCACGCUCUCUUUGCUAGGUACGGCUUGAACGUGUUGGGAGACUUUUUGGAGAACCUCACCAGUGAUAUGUCCGUGGGAGCGACCAAGAUUGACUAUUUGCCCCCACCCGAGGCUUCUCUGUCGGGUCAUAUGCCGUUCAACCCCAAACAAGGCCAAGGCAACAAGGAGAAUCUUUUGGUUAGGGCUUUGCUUGCUUUACCUUUCCUUGUUAUCUUCGCAUAUGCUUACCGUAUCGUCAACUCUACUCUCAUCGCUGGUGCUGGAGAUGUCUCAAACCCUGCCGGACAUUAUACUGCGCUCAGCUCUUCGUCGUUGACGGAGAGCAUCUUGAGCUUUGGUAGACAAAGCAACAGCUCUGCCACUCUGAACGACGUCUACAUGUCAGCGUCUGCCAAUCUCGACCCUGCUGCAGGCAUUCGCACAGCCAGCUAUCUCGUCUACUUUGGUGUGGUCCUCACUAUCUGGUCUUUAGAGGCAAUUCGCUGUUGCAAUGCUUUGAUGCCUGUUCAGCUGUAA
Aureobasidium uvarum is the source of this 1476-nucleotide messenger RNA. Lineage: Eukaryota; Fungi; Ascomycota; Dothideomycetes; Dothideales; Saccotheciaceae. The record is from the annotation of a GenBank genome assembly.